AUGAACGUCUUCCGUAUAGCGGCAGAUAUGUCGCAUCUGCUUGCGAUUAUUAUUCUUCUGCUCAAAAUCUGGAAGAGCAGAUCAUGUUCUGGGAUCUCGGCAAGAUCGCAGAUUCUGUUCGCCGUUGUGUUCACCGCUCGCUACUUGGAUCUUUUCACCACUUACAUCUCCCUCUACAAUACCUUCAUGAAGAUUACUUUCCUCGUUGCCACCUACGCCACCGUUUACUUGAUGUUCUUCAAGUUCCGUUCCACCUACAUGCGUGAAUCAGACACAUUCCGUAUUGAGCUCCUCAUUAUUCCAUCUGUGGUCCUCGCCUUCGUUAUCAAUCAUGAUUACGCUCCAUUCGAGCUGCUCUGGACUUUCUCCAUCUAUCUGGAAGCCGUUGCCAUUCUCCCACAGCUUUUCCUUCUUCAGUCCACUGGUUCCGCUGAGGUUAUCACUGCUCACUACUUGUUUGCACUGGGUUCGUACCGCGCUCUUUAUAUCUUCAACUGGAUUUACCGCUAUUACACAGAGGACUAUUUCGAUCCAAUCGUUGUCGUUGCUGGAAUCGUACAGACUGUUCUUUAUGCCGAUUUCUUCUAUCUUUACGUUACCCGCGUCGUCAACACUCGCAAGGGAUUGGAACUUCCUAUCUAA
This is a messenger RNA of Caenorhabditis remanei, 642 nucleotides long. RefSeq lists its product as uncharacterized. The record is from RefSeq and is a predicted model, not a curated record. Bases 1 to 642 code for a protein of 213 amino acids. NCBI's taxonomy places the organism in Eukaryota, Metazoa, Nematoda, Chromadorea, Rhabditida, Rhabditidae. The transcript has 3 exons. Gene Ontology annotation, molecular function: ER lumen protein retrieval receptor activity. Gene Ontology annotation, cellular component: membrane. Gene Ontology annotation, biological process: protein retention in ER lumen.